AUCUCCAUUUCUUCCUACUCGCUCUUGGCGGAAUAUCCAAGGAACUAAGAACACUUGAACGCCAUGAAUGUACUGCUUAAUCCAGAGCCUUUUCUCUCUCCAGUGAACACCAUUUUCCCCAACAAACCACGAAACUCCACUCGCUUAUGUGUUCAGCCAUUUCCUAAACUCUUCACCGAAUAUCGCCAACGUUGGGUCGGGCGAAGGCAUUCUUCGACGGUGAAAGCCACGUUGGAAUCGGCCACUAUCGAGCAAUUCGGGAUUCCAGAGUUCGAUGAUCGGAAUCCGGCGUUGUCUUCUUCGUAUCGAAAUCCGGCAUUACCGAUGCCCAACCAGACGGUGUUGGAAGCCCAAGCUAGGGUUUGCACCGGCCCAAUGCAGACUCGACCACUCGAUGAACAACAAGCCUUCAAGGUGUUCGAUACAAUUCUAAGAUCAGCUAGGGGAGAACUCAAAGAUGAAGAGGAAGUUUCUAAAGCGCAACUCGGGGCGUUUUUCGCGGGGAUGACGAUCCGUGCGAAUGCCUUCCCAGAGGCAACCCAAUGGAGUGAAGGGGAAACACGUGCACUGAAGACGUUCUGGCCACUUCUGGUUAGAGCUCUUCCACCUGAUGUAGUAUUUGUGGCGGACCCUGAAGGGUUGAUGAUGGGGGUGGGAAGUUCAAUUGGACCGCAAUAUGUUGGCAAGGGCACCAGUGAAAUGAGACUGGUUGGUGCUCUUAGGGAGGUGCUGGCUGGAGGCCAUCUUGGAUUUGAGGAAGUCCAAGGUGUGUUAAGGGAAGUUCUUCCCUUCCAAGAGGGUGGUGAAAAGCCUCAAGGUGUAAGUGAGGCUUUGCUUUCGGCUUUUUUAAUUGGUCAACGCAUGAACCGGGAAACUGACCGUGAACUAAAAGCAUACUGCCUUGCAUUUGAUGAUGAAUUUGGCCCUCCUCCUGUUGCUGAUGUCAGAUCAUUGACUCACUAUGGUGAACCUUAUGAUGGGAACACACGCUUCUUCAGGAGUACAUUAUUUGUUGCUGCGGUUAGAUCUUGCUAUGGAGAAUCUUGCUUGCUUCACGGUGUAGAAUGGAUGGCACCUAAGGGUGGUAUAACUGAAGAGCAAAUCUUGAAGUUUAUGGGGGCAAAUAUAAGCUUAUCCCCUUUCGAGGCCAAGAAACUUCUCGAGGAUGAUGAAGUUGGUUUUGCUUAUGUAAGUCAGCGUGAAGCACGCCCAUCUCUCUACUCUCUAAUUAGGAUAAGGGAGCACAUAAAGAAACGCCCUCCGCUUGCAACAACUGAAAAGGUUCAGCAAUAUGUAAAGGCAAGAGGUAAGGAAGCAAUUGUUGCUGGAUUUUAUCAUGAAGGUUACGAAGAGCCAUUGUUAAUGCUCAUGAAAAGAAGGGGUGUACAUUCUGGUUUGGUAGUGAAGGGAGAGGAAGGGGCUCUCUCAAUGACUACAAGAUUGCGAUCAGCUAGUACAACUAAGGGACUUCCGGUGAACUUCUGUUCAGGGUUCCGUUCACUUGACAAUUCAUCCACAUCUGAACUUGGUGGAGUGACACGUCAAGGUUUUAGUCUUGAGGUCAAUGCCAAGGACUAUGGUUUCCAACCCACAGACACACCAAGAACUGAUAGAUCCGUCUCAAAGAACAUUGAAUUGGGUUUAGCAGCUCUCUCUGGAGAAAAGGGACCAGCAUAUGACCGAAUUGUCUUGAAUGCUGGAAUGGUGGAUCAUUUGCUUGGAGUUGAUGGCGCAGAAGACAUAUAUGUUGCCCUGGAUAGAGCCAGAGAGGCCAUUGACAGUGGGAAAGCUCUGAAACGUCUCCUAAAUUAUAUCAAGGUCUCCCACAAAGUGGGUUGAAUUAGUCCCAAGUUGUUGAGCAUUGCAUAUAACGUUUCUUGUACAAUGAGCUGGAUACGUGAGGGAUGGAAGGAAAAAUCUCAAGCUGGUUCCUUUCGAUCCCAAAUAAUGUAAUUAAAAAAAAAAAGAGAGACUAGAGUUGAUUCAUUUUACCCUUCAGUUUUGAGGUUUUGGUUGCCUUUGUACAAAACUCACCAUCAUACUUGGAAACAACAUAUAAAUAGGUGACAUACUAAUAGUCAAUUUUUAGAAAUUU
Molecule: messenger RNA, 2095 nt
Organism: Gastrolobium bilobum
Lineage: Eukaryota; Viridiplantae; Streptophyta; Magnoliopsida; Fabales; Fabaceae
Exons: 10
Coding region: 64-1839 (591 amino acids)
Biological process (GO): GMP biosynthetic process
Cellular component (GO): cytosol
Molecular function (GO): GMP synthase activity
Source: RefSeq, a predicted model, not a curated record